UUAGUUCGCGCGGGAGCCCAGUCCCAGGAAGAGGAGUCCGGGGACCGCCACGGGUCAGGUCGGGUGGCUCCCUCAUGGCUCCUGGAGGAAUAGGCUCAUCCUAGGCUCUGGGGCGUGCGCCGGCCGCUGAGCUCCGGAGCUGGCAGAGUGCACAGGCCGGCGGCCGUCGGGGCGCCUGCGGGCAGUGCGCUGGGCACCAUGCGCCCCAGCCUGUCCCCACUGCUGUUUCUCUCCUGCGCCGCGCACACUGCUGGAGCACUGACCCGACUGUGUGAUGUGCUGCGCGUGCUGCAUGAGGAACAGGACCAAUGUCUACAGGAGCUCUCCAGGGACGGGAAAGGGGAUUUGGGCCUGGAGCCACUAGAACCAGGCUGUGCAGGGCUAUGGGACAACAUGAGCUGCUGGCCCUCCUCCCCCUCAGGACAGACUGUGGAAGUGGAGUGCCCAAGGUUCCUGCGGAUGCUCACGAGCCGAAAUGGUUCCCUGUUCCGAAACUGCACGCAGGAUGGCUGGUCGGAAACCUUCCCCAGGCCUGACCUGGCCUGUGGGAUUAAUGUGAAUGACUCUUCUAAUGAGAACCGGCACGUGUUCCUGCUGAAGCUGAAAGUCAUGUACACCGUGGGCUACAGCUUCUCCCUCGUCAUGCUCCUGGUCGCCCUCAGCAUUCUGUGUGCUUUCCGGAGGCUCCACUGCACCCGCAAUUACAUCCACAUGCAUCUGUUCGUGUCCUUCAUCCUGCGUGCCCUGUCCAACUUCAUCAAAGAUGCUGUGCUCUUCUCCUCGGAUGAUAUCACCUACUGUGAUGCCCACAGGGUGGGCUGUAAGCUGGUCAUGAUCUUCUUCCAGUACUGUAUCAUGGCAAAUUAUGCCUGGCUGCUGGUGGAAGGCCUCUACCUUCACACGCUCCUCGUCACCUCUUUCUUCUCAGAAAGGAAGUACCUUCGGGGAUUCGUGGCCCUCGGAUGGGGUUCUCCAGCCAUUUUUGUGACUUUGUGGGCUAUCACCAGGCAUUUUCUGGAAGAUGUUGGGUGCUGGGACAUCAACACCAAUGCUUCCAUUUGGUGGGUCAUUCGAGGGCCUGUGAUCCUCUCCAUCCUGAUCAAUUUCAUCUUUUUUAUAAACAUUCUAAGAAUCCUGAUGAGAAAACUUAGAGCCCAAGAAACAGGAAAUGAAAUGAACCAUUACAAGCGCCUGGCCAAGUCCACCCUUCUGUUGAUCCCCCUCUUUGGGGUCCACUACAUCGUCUUUGCCUUCUCGCCUGAGAAUGCUAUGGAGGUCCAGCUGUUUUUCGAACUGGCCCUUGGCUCAUUCCAGGGGCUGGUGGUGGCCGUCCUCUACUGCUUCCUCAACGGGGAGGUAAGUGUCCUGGGAUGCCAGUGCGCUCCAGUGCGGAGCUGCUGGAGAGGGUUGGGGAGGGGGAGUCAAGGGUGGGAGAGCAGGCUGGCCUCAGGGCAUGGCCUGACCAGUCUCCCAAGAGUCUGGGGCUCAGUAGGAACAGCAGGUUCAUCCGGAGGGUGUGUUAACACUUGCCUGGCUCUGUCCCCAGUUCUGAUUUAGUAAAAAUGGAUUAUGUAGGUCUGGGCAGGGGCGGGACUAAAUGUUUCAACAAACACACCUGGUGAUUCUGAUCUGUGGGUAAGUCCAAGAAACACAGGAUAAAGGUGCAGCCCCCUCAAGCAGAACCCAGGUUCCUGAUCAUUCUGCUGCUUGCUGGGUGGGUAAUCGGGGUCACUGCCCUCCCUGUCCUCAGUCUUCCCAUAAGUGCAAUGGGUGACUCAAAAAUGUCUGUGGCUCUAUCCUCCAAAUGAGUGCUGACUCCAUGGGGGCCUGUGCAGCUGUGUGGAUGACUCUGGUCAUGCACAGAGCAUCUGGAUCAGGAUGCCAGCCUGCAGACUCACGGAGGCUGGAUCUCCAGCACUGGUUGCAUAUGGUGUUACCCAGCAAAGCCUCUCUGGAGGUGUUGCCCCUCUAACUGGUUCACCACACUCGAAGGGGAGUGACCUCUGAUGUUUUCCAAAAAUCAGGCAUCAAGCCUGGCCUCAGAAGUAUAGUUGCCCCUUUGAGGUAAGGAUGGUAAAGAUGUCCAUGGAGCAACACCAUGGCUCUUGGAUGGGUUCUGAGCUAGGCUGGCUGUGUAAGAAUGACAGUCUAGUUAUCUCAGGGUAGAUCUGGAUGUGAAUUCUGCAGCUGGGGGGAUAAACCACAAGCCCUUUCCUGGGGACACCAUGUAAUGGGAUGGCAGGUGCAAGUGCCUUGGGGAUAAGGGGGUGGAAUGGUCAGGUGGAGUGGCCUAUGGGUGAGGGUGGGGACAGCAGGACCAGCUGGGUAGGAGUGGCGGGACAUGCACGGGGGCUCAGGGUGUGUGAGGCAAGUUCCAGGCACUGGCUGACCCUCCCUUCCCAGCUGAUGGGGUGUCUCUGGCAGGUGCAGCUGGAAAUUCAGAAGAAGUGGCGACAAUGGCACCUCCAGGAGUUCCCACUGCACCCCAUGGUCCUCAACUCCUCCUUCAGCAAUGGCACCAGUGACCCCACCCAUGGCACCAAGGCCACCAGCAAAGCCUGCCCUUCCGAGCAGAGCCGGGGCACCUGCAGG
Molecule: messenger RNA, 2592 nt
Organism: Heterocephalus glaber (naked mole-rat)
Lineage: Eukaryota; Metazoa; Chordata; Mammalia; Rodentia; Bathyergidae
Source: RefSeq, a predicted model, not a curated record